Molecule: messenger RNA, 3693 nt
Organism: Ctenopharyngodon idella (grass carp)
Lineage: Eukaryota; Metazoa; Chordata; Actinopteri; Cypriniformes; Xenocyprididae
Product: mucin-5AC-like
Exons: 27
Coding region: 16-3615 (1199 amino acids)
Cellular component (GO): extracellular matrix
Molecular function (GO): protein binding
Source: RefSeq, a predicted model, not a curated record
AUUCAAGGAGACCUGAUGAAAUGUGGUGUGACUGAAACUGAAACCUGUUUGAAGGCAAUAACUUUGGCAUUGUCAGAUGGAAGUACUGUGUUUAAAGUGGAUUCCAAUGGAAAUAUUGAGGUCAACAGAAUAAUUGUCCAGUUGCCGCUUUUAACAGCUGAUGUGAGCAUUUUCAAGCCCUCCUCAUUCUACAUUAUCAUUCAGGCCCAUUUGAUUGGGCUUCGUCUGGAGAUCCAGCUUGUACCGUUAAUGCAACUUUACAUCACAGUCAAUUCAGCAUACCAAGGAGAAACAUGUGGUCUUUGUGGCAAUUUCAACAACAUUGAGGCUGAUGACUUUACAACCAUUGGUGGACUCAGGGAAGGAACUGCUUUGGACUUUGCCAACACCUGGAAAACAAGAGCAAGUUGCCCUGAUGUUAAAAGAACCUUUGAGAAUCCUUGCAGUCUUAGCACUGAAAAUGAGAAAUAUGCACAGCACUGGUGUUCCCUGCUGUCAGAUUCCUCAUCAGUGUUUGCCCCUUGCCACUCUGAAAUCAACCCUGAAGUCUACAAAGCAAAUUGUAUAUAUGACAGCUGCAACUGUGAGAAGAGUGAGGACUGUAUGUGUGCUGCAUUGUCUUCAUACGUACAUGCAUGUGCUGCAAGAGGGAUUGUUCUUGAUGGCUGGAGAGAUGCUGCCUGCAAAAAGUACACCCUAACUUGCGUUGCCACCACGGUCUACUCCUAUCAAAUGACCAGCUGUGACCGCACUUGCCGAUCCCUCAGCCAAUCAGACAGCACCUGCGCUAUUGACUUUGUACCAGUAGAUGGCUGUGGCUGUGCAGAAGGAACAUACAUGAACGAGAAUGGUGACUGUGUUGCAUCUUCCAGCUGCUCAUGCUAUGAUUCAGGCAAAAUUAUUCCUGCUGGGAUCUCCAUCUCCAAAGAUGGAGGAUCAUGUAUUUGCGAACAAGGGAAACUGAGCUGCUCUGGUGGAUCAAUGUUAGAAUGCAACGAGCCAAUGACGUUUUUCAACUGCUCCAGUGCUAGCCCUGGUUCCAAGGGAUCAGAGUGUCAGAAGAGCUGCAACACAUUAGACAUGGCUUGCAUCAGUACAGAGUGUGUGUCUGGCUGUGUGUGCCCAACUGGGCUGGUGUCAGAUGGGAAAGGUGGCUGCAUUGCUGAAGACCUCUGUCCUUGCAUCCAUAAUGGAAUUGCCUACCAACCUGGGGAAAGCAUCAAGACUGAUUGCAAUACAUGUACUUGUAAGAAUAGACGAUGGAUAUGUACCACGAACCAGUGCAGUGGGACAUGCAGCAUCUAUGGAGAUGGUCAUUACAGAACCUUUGAUGAGAAAAGAUACGUCUUUAGUGGAAACUGUGAAUACAGCCUUGUUCAGGACUUCUGCAAUAGCACCACCGGCACUUUUAGAGUCAUUACUGAAAAUAUUCCCUGUGGAUCCACUGGCACCACUUGUUCCAAGGCUAUCAAGCUUUUCCUCGGAAGCAAUGAGCUUAGAUUGACAGAUGGAUCCUACCAAGUUGUUCGCAGAGAUGCAGGAGAGGAGAUUCCCUACCAGAUGCGCACCAUGGGGCUUUACUUGGUGAUUGAGGCCAGUAAUGGUCUGAUGCUCAUUUGGGACAGAAAAACAACUAUACACAUCAAACUGAAUCCAGAGUUUAAUGGGCGCGUAUGUGGUCUGUGUGGAAACUAUGAUGGGAACGCAAACAAUGACUUCACUACACGCAGUCAAGCAAUUGCUGUCGACGCCCUGGAUUUUGUAAACAGCUGGAAGCUCUCUAGUUGUCCAGAUGCAACUCUCAUCCAAGAACCAUGUGUCCAUAAUCCAUAUAGGGAGGCCUGGGCACAGAGGCAGUGCAGCAUCAUUACUAGCAAUGUCUUCUCAACCUGUCAUUCACAGGUGGACCCCUCUCCUUUCUAUGAUGCUUGUGUGAGAGAUGCAUGUGCCUGUGAUAGUGGUGGAGAUUAUGAGUGUUUUUGCACUGCUGUAACAGCCUAUGCACAAGCCUGUAAUGAGGCUGGAGCCUGUGUUGCCUGGAGAACACCUAAAAUAUGCCCAUUAUUCUGUGAUUAUUACAACCCCCCUGGUGAAUGUGAGUGGCAUUACAAACCUUGUGGAGCUCCUUGUAUGCAGACAUGCAGAAACCCCUCUGGAAACUGCUCUAGUCAGAUACCAGCGCUUGAAGGUUGCUAUCCUAAAUGCCCUCCAGAGCAGCCUGUUUUUGAUGAGGAUAACAUGAAGUGUGUUACACAGGAAGAUUGUGGCUGUUAUGUUGACAUGUUACAAUAUCAGAUUGGCCAGCAGGUGCCGACCACAGAGAACUGUCAGUCAUGUUAUUGUACAUCGUUUGGUGUUAUCUGUGAAUUUGAUGUAAAUGCAUGUACAUGCCAAUACAACAAUGUAGAGUACAACUAUGGAGAUAUAAUUUAUCACACAACGGAUGGACUGGGAGGAUGUAUCACAGGCAGAUGUUCAGUCAAUGGAACUAUUGAGAGGACUUUGAUACCUUGUGAAACGACUGCUGUUCCAACUGUCACAUCCCCUCUGACCACAACACAGAAAUUAACACCAACCCCGACAACAGUUUUUGUCUUCAGCACCCCAGUCGUUACAUCCACACAACCAACAACGCAAACAAAGACAACUGAAGUGCCAGUCACAACACUUGUGUCCACAACAGUGAGUGCUGAAUCAUCCACUGCAUAUGAGCUUACCACUCAGGGUCUUUCUUCAACUACAAAACCAGUCAAAGCUGGAACAACUCUUUCAACCACCUCACCAGCCAUCCCAUCCACUACUGUCCUUGUCGAGGAGGGAAGCACCACUGUCCAACCACCUACAGAAACCUCAGCUCCAACACCCAUGGAAGUUUGUGUCCAUAAUACCACAGUGUAUCAGCCUGGCUCACCUAUACCAAGUGAUGAUCCUUGUACACUUUGUCAUUGUGGUGGGGAUGUAGAUCCUGAAACAAAACUUCUUACUCCAGAGUGUGUGAUAGCUGACUGCAACUAUAACUGUACAGAGGAUCAGGAGUACCAAUCUAUUCCUGGUCAGUGCUGUGGAGAGUGUGUUAGCACUAAUUGUGUGGUUAUGCAUGACAACGUCACAGUUACCAUUUCAGUUAACCAGACAUGGCAACCAACUAAUGACAAAUGUGUGAAAUACGAGUGUGAACGAAACAACGGUAACUCAUUGGCAGUUGAGAUUAAGACUGCUUGUCCUGCCUUUAAUGCUGAAGAUUGUAUCCCUGGAACAGAGACAACUGACGCUAAUGGCUGCUGUAAAACUUGUACACUGGACAACAAAUGUAAUGUCCAGAAGAACAGCACCUUCUUGGUCAGCAAUGACUGUAUAAGCAGCACACCUGUGGAGAUAACUUCUUGUGCAGGCUUGUGUGGUACCUCAUCAAUAUACUCUGUAGAAGUGAACGCUCUCGUGCAUUCAUGCUCGUGCUGUCAAGAAAUGACAACCACCAUAAAGGAAGUGACUCUGACUUGCCCAGAUGGGUCAAACAUCAACCACUCAUACAUUCACAUUGAGUCUUGUGGCUGCAGGGCCAGCGAUUGCUCUGGUCAAUCUACUUACUUAAAGAGACGCCGGAGGAGAUUGUAAACCUGCAUUUUUAACAACGUACAGUAGAGCCAUUUCAAAUGUAUCUUAUGGCAUGAAUCUGUAAAUUGUAAAACUUUU